Symbiodinium sp. CCMP2592 is the source of this 465-nucleotide messenger RNA. The record is from the annotation of a GenBank genome assembly. NCBI's taxonomy places the organism in Eukaryota, Dinophyceae, Suessiales, Symbiodiniaceae.
AUGGACUUCGGUGAAGCGCUCGCUGACGGAUCCUCUCAUCGCUCCGAGGCCAGUUCCACUAGCACUCGCGAGCUUCACAGCCAGCACAUUCACGAUCUCCAAUUGGAGGUCAACGCCCUGAGGCUUCAGGUUCAAGCCCUCAGGUCCGAUUUGCAGACUCUGGAGGAGUCCCUUGCUCGCGUCUGGGUGAACCAGACGGGUGCGACUCCCAAAGCCUCGCCUGCUGCAGCGGGCCCUGCGGCCGCCAACCUGACUGAGGCUGAUCCUGAUCACUCGGUUUCUGGUCAGGGGGAGGAGCCUAGUGAUGAUGCAGCCAGUGUCAAUGCAUGGGGCCUGUUGGCUCCCCUGAGCCCAACUACCCAUGCUGCCGUGCCUGAGGAAAGCCAGGAUCCCGCCUUGUGGCUGUCGGAGCCUUUUAGUCCCUUUGCUUACGACCCUGUGCACGACCCCAACCUUGGUGACCCU